This is a messenger RNA of Candoia aspera, 16077 nucleotides long. Its product is annotated as tenascin-X-like. Bases 149 to 13234 code for a protein of 4361 amino acids. NCBI's taxonomy places the organism in Eukaryota, Metazoa, Chordata, Lepidosauria, Squamata, Candoiidae. The transcript is spliced from 50 exons. The record is from RefSeq and is a predicted model, not a curated record. Gene Ontology annotation, molecular function: protein binding. Gene Ontology annotation, biological process: neuron projection development; regulation of cell adhesion.
AAAUCCGAUGGCCAGAAGGCUCUCUCCUCCUCUCUCCGGGGCAGAGACGCAGCGAGAGAGAAAGAAGUGAAACGGUCCGAGCGGCGGCGGGUGAAUGCGGCUCUUCCCCCAUCCAGGCUGAGCAUCCAACUUUUUACAAACCUCGAUCAUGGGGAGGCCCUCAACGGCAGUGUCUUUCCUUCUGCUCCUCUUCUGGCUGGGGUCUUCAUGGGAGGCACGUCUUCCCCAUCCUCUCAUCCCUUCCAAUGCAACCAUCUUCUCCCAUGUCUACACAAUUAAGGUGGCAGGAGAGGACACAGAAAAUGAGGGUGCCUCCCCACCUCCCCAAGAGGCCUUAGGCCCUCCUGGCUCUUCUCAGGGAGGGGGCCUGUACAAGCACACCCUGGAAGGAUCUGAUCAAGAGCAUGUGGUUUUCACCCAUCGCAUCAACCUCCCACAGCAGUCCUGUGGGUGUCCACCUGGCACUGAAGAUACCCAGGAGCUCUGGAGAAGGUUGCAGGCCCUUGAGAAUGAAGUCCGGGUCCUGCAGGAGACUUGCCAAGCUGGGGGAGGCUGUUGCCCUGCUGCACCCACCAGUACCCAAGCCAGCGAAGGCCAAACAGACAUUCGCACGUUAUGUUCACACCACGGCUCCUUCGACCUCUCUCGCUGCCUGUGCGAAUGCGAGUCGGGUUGGGGCGGCCCCACCUGUGCCGAGCCGGUCUGCUCCGGAGGCUGCGGUGGCCCGGAUCGUGGCAGAUGCGUCGACGGGCACUGCCAAUGCCAGCCCGGCUACUCGGGGGUCAGCUGCGAAGAACGCCCUUCUUGCCCCGACGACUGCAACGACCAAGGGCGCUGCGUGGACGGGCGCUGCGCCUGCUUCCCAGGAUACGUGGGUCCGUCCUGCUCCGACCCAGUUUGUCCCCAGAACUGCCACGGACACGGCCAGUGCGUCUCGGGACGGUGCGUGUGCAACCCCGGUUACUCCGGGGUUGACUGUGCAACCCGGGCUUGCCCGAGCAACUGCAACAGGCGUGGAGAAUGCCGUGACGGACGCUGCGUGUGUGAGCCGGGCUUCACAGGGCCGGCCUGCGGCACCAAGACUUGCCCCAACGAUUGCAACCAGCGAGGCCACUGUCUGCAGGGAGGGGUGUGUACCUGCCACCCGGACUACACCGGACCCGACUGCGGCCAGCUGGCAUGCCCGGCGGACUGCAGUGGCCACGGAGAGUGUCAGAACGGAGCAUGCCUCUGCCACAACGGCUAUUCGGGGGAAGACUGUUCGAUAGAGAUUCCAUCCAUUGGCGUCCGUGUCUCAAAUCGAGAUGAAACGUCUUUCCGCCUGGAGUGGAGCCACCCUGAGAUUUCUGUGGACGGAUACGAGAUCCACGUGACACCCAUGCAGGAUCCUCAGGCGGGCAAAUCCAUACGCUUGACUGGCACUGAAACAGUCUUUGAAUACUCAGGAUUAAAACCGGGGGAGGAAUACACAGUCACCGUUCGGGCAGAAAAAGGGGAACACUUUGGCCCCCCUGUCACCCAGACCUUGCGUACACGAGUGGCUUCUCCCACUGGCCUACAGUCAUCACAAGUGACAGAAGACUCCCUGACCGUGCAGUGGGAACCGCCUGCUUCACGCCCGGAUGGCUACAUCCUCAGCUAUGUCCCUCUGGUUUCCACUCGACCCAUCCCCGCCAUGAAACGGGUAGAGCUGCCGGCAGCCCCUGAGCGUGUUACCUUGGACGACCUGGAGAGCAGAACACGAUACCGCAUCACCUUGGUGGCCCGUCAGAGUGGUGAGAACAGCCGAGCCACCAGCAUCGUCGUCAGCACCACAGCACCAGCGCCAAUCCAACCAAGCCGCCACUACUUGACACCACCCCCCUCUUCUCCCAAAAAGCCAGACACUUCCUCUUCUGAGCCUGAAGUGAAGAAACCAGGCACUAAGCCACAUCCGGGUCGCAGACCAUCCAGUGCCACCUUACUGACUAAGGAAUAUUUCCUCAAGAGGAUGACCGAGAAUAUCUCAUCUAAACUUUCCCUAUACAAUGGGACCCUCCUUGAACGGCUAGAGAGCUACCUCCGUGCCAUCAGUUUCCCUCUCCGGGGCAAUCAGACGAUCCAGAGUGUGGCCAGGGACAUAUACCUCUAUCUCAAACGUGUAAAGCCAAUUGAAUUUCAAGAGAGGGUUGAAGAACGUCUCAUCAAAGAAACUAGCAGUUUGCCUCUGAAAAGGGAAUUCCCAGCAGCCAAAGCAGAUAGCGUCUACGCAGAUGGAUAUCUCCGUCCAGACCACGCCAAGCCAGCGGUGCUGACCAACUCCCCAGACCAUAUUGAGGUGUCUUUGGACAGCGUGAGAGGGGUCUCUGACAAUGUGGUCAUCCGCUACCGAAACUUGGUGAAUGGAGAACAAAGGGAGUUAGUGGUCCCUGGAGAUGCUUCUACGGCAGUCAUCACCGGACUGUCUCCUGGAACAACCUACCUGAUGGAAAUCCAUGGUGUCAUGAAAGGACAUUCCUCUAAAUCAUACUCCUUUAUAACUGCCACAGCUCCAAGUUCACCAACUGACAAGAUCCAAACCAUCGCCCCACCCACCUUAACUCCUGAAGCUCCACUGAGGAACCUACAGGUGACCAACGUCUCUCCAGACCGUCUCCAUGUGACUUGGUCAGCCCCACCCGAUUCUUUCCACAACUUUUCCCUCUACUAUAGGGACCCCAAAUCAGGUGCACCCCCAGAAAAAAUCAGCAUUCCAGGAACAGAGAGAAGUGUCAACGUAGUGGGUUUACACCCUGGUACUGAGUAUGAAAUGGAGUUACAUGGAGAGACAUCUGGUGGAACCUAUGGCGCUCCCCUCUUGACAAAGAUAAUUACAGAACCGGAGGAGCCCACCCUGGGAGGCCUCUUUCUUCUAGAAGUCACAGACACUUCAGCCCACCUUUCCUGGGAUACCCCCACUGGGGCUUUUGACUCCUUUGUGAUCCAAUAUAAAGAUGCUCAGGGCAAACCCAAGGUGCUCCGAAUGGACAAGAGCUCCCAAGAAGCCAUGAUUUCUAACUUGGUGCCAUCUCGAAAAUACAAAUUCAACCUUUAUGCGCUCCUAGGCCGUAAGCCUUUUGGCCCAGUGUCCUUGGAGAUGAUUACAGACUCUGGCAGCACAGGAAAAGCUGUACCCACUUUGAAAGACCUUUCUGCCACUGUCACUGGCAAUUCUGCCCAUUUGUCCUGGACGGUCCCCUCUGGCACCUUCGAUUCCUUUUUAAUCCAAUACAAAGAUGCUAAAGGCAGGCUCCAAGAACUCCCCACUGAGGGAGAUUCCCGUGAAAUCACCAUCCCCAACCUGGCUCCUUCCCACAGAUACAGAUUCAACCUCUAUGGCAUCUCCAACAACAGACGUCUGGGUCCUGCCUCUAUAACUUUCAUCACAGCGUCACAGGAGGAUGUGUCCAUAUCCGAACUUGUCCUCAGUGAUCUGUCUGUGUCAGAGGUGACCAGCAACUCUGUCCACCUCACAUGGAGAGUCCCUACAGGCAGAUUUGAUUCCUUUUUGCUUCAGUACCAAGACUCAGAAGGCAAUGAUCAAGCCCUGCCUGUGGACCGAGAUUCCCAUGAAGUCAUCAUUCCCAACUUGGUUCCCUCCCAAAGAUACAAAUUCAACCUUUAUGGCAUCUUUGGGACACAGCGCCUUGGACCUCUCUUUGCAGAUGCUGUGACAGCAACAGUUCAGGAACCAAAAAAGGAGAAACCAGAUGGGACCACAGUGAUUAAGCCCAGCCUGGGGGAGCUCUCGGUCCUUGAUGUCACAAGUGAUUCUGUACACCUCCGUUGGACCGUCCCCACCGGGAGCUUUGAUUCUUUCCUGGUCCAGUACAAGGAUGCAGACGGCCAACCCCAAGCCUUGCCCCUGGAGGGAGAUUCCCAUGAAGUCACUGUGACCAACUUGGCCCCUUCCCGCAGAUACAAGUUCAACCUCUAUGGGGUCUCUGGGCGCAAACGGUCCAGCCCCCUCUCCACCGAUGCCACCACAGCUCAAACCAAAGAGUCUGAGAAGCCAGCUUCUUUCCAACCCAGCCUGGGGGAGCUCUCGGUCCUUGAUGUCACAAGUGAUUCUGUCCGUCUCCAUUGGACCGUCCCCACUGGGAGCUUUGACUCCUUCCUGGUCCAGUACAAGGAUGCAGACGGCCAACCCCAAGCAUUGCCCCUGGAGGGAGACUCCCGUGAAGUCACUGUGACCAACCUGGCUCCUUCCCGCAGAUACAAGUUCAACCUCUAUGGAGUGUCCGGGCGCAAACGGUCCAGCCCCCUCUCCACCGAUGCCACCACAGGUCAGCUUCAGGGGUCCAAGGCAAUUCCUGUCCAACCCAGCCUGGGGGAGCUCUCAGUCCUUGAUGUCACAAGUGAUUCUGUCCAUCUCCGUUGGACUGUCCCCACCGGGAGCUUUGAUUCUUUCCUGGUCCAGUACAAGGAUGCAGACGGCCAACCCCAAGCGUUGCCCGUGGAGGGAGACUCCCAUGAAGUCACUGUGACCAACUUGGCCCCUUCCCGCAGAUACAAGUUCAACCUCUAUGGAGUCUCCGGGCGCAAACGCACCGGCCCCCUCUCCACUGAUGCCACAACAGUGCACCCUACAGACUCAGAGGAGCCAAUUCCUGUCCAACCCAGCCUGGGGGAGCUCUCAGUCCUUGAUGUCACAAGCGAUUCUGUCCGUCUCCGUUGGACCGUCCCCACCGGGAGCUUUGACUCCUUCCUGGUCCAGUACAAGGAUGCAGAGGGCCAACCCCAAGCGUUGCCCGUGGAGGGAGGCUCCAAUGAAGUCACUGUGACCAACCUGGCUCCUUCCCGCAGAUACAAGUUCAACCUCUAUGGAGUGUCCGGACACAAACGCUCCGGCCCCCUCUCCACCGAUGCCACCACAGCCCACAUUACAGAAUCAGAGGAGCCAAUUCCUGUCCAACCCAGGCUGGGGGAGUUCUCAAUCCUUGAUGUCACAAGCGAUUCUGUCCGUCUCCAUUGGACCGUACCGACUGGGAGCUUUGACUCUUUCCUGGUCCAGUACAAGGAUGCAGAUGGCCAACCCCAAGCCUUGCCUGUGGAGGGAGGCUCCAAUGAAGUCACUGUGACCAACCUGGCUCCUUCCCGCAGAUACAAGUUCAACCUCUAUGGGGUCUCUGGGCACAAACGGUCCAGCCCCCUCUCCACCGAUGCCACCACAGUGCACCCUACAGACACAGAGGAGCCAAUUCCUGUCCAACCCAGCCUGGGGGAGUUCUCAGUCCUUGAUGUCACAAGCGAUUCUGUCCGUCUCCAUUGGAUCGUCCCCACUGGGAGCUUUGACUCCUUCCUGGUCCAGUACAAGGAUGCAGAUGGCCAACCCCAAGCCCUGCCUGUGGAGGGAGGCUCCAAUGAAGUCACUGUGACCAACCUGGCUCCUUCCCGCAGAUACAAGUUCAACCUCUAUGGAGUCUCCGGGCGCAAACGCUCCGGCCCCCUCUCCACUGAUGCCACAACAGCCCGCCUUAGACACUCAGAGGAGGCAAUUCCUGUCCAACCCAGCCUGGGGGAGCUCUCGGUCCUUGAUGUCACAAGCGAUUCUGUCCGCCUCCAUUGGACCGUCCCCACCGGGAGCUUUGACUCCUUCCUGGUCCAGUACAAGGAUGCAGAGGGCCAACCCCAAGCGUUGCCCGUGGAGGGAGGCUCCAAUGAAGUCACUGUGACCAACCUGGCUCCUUCCCGCAGAUACAAGUUCAACCUCUAUGGAGUCUCCGGGCGCAAACGCACCGGCCCCCUCUCCACCGAUGCCACCACAGCCCGUCUUACAGACACACAGGAGGCAGUUCCUGUCCAACCCAGCCUGGGGGAGCUCUCAGUCCUUGAUGUCACAAGCGAUUCUGUCCGCCUCCAUUGGACCGUCCCCACCGGGACCUUUGACUCUUUCCUGGUCCAGUACAAGGAUGCAGACGGCCAACCCCAAGCAUUGCCUGUGGAGGGAGGCUCCAACGAAGUCACUGUGACCAACCUGGCUCCUUCCCACAGAUACAAGUUCAACCUCUAUGGAGUCUCCGGGCGCAAACGCACCGGCCCCCUCUCCACCGAUGCCACCACAGCCCGCCUUAGAGACUCAGAGGAGGCAAUUCCUGUCCAACCCAGCCUGGGGGAGCUCUCAGUCCUUGAUGUCACAAGUGAUUCUGUCCAUCUCCAUUGGACCGUCCCCACCGGGAGCUUUGACUCCUUCCUGAUCCAGUACAAGGAUGCAGAUGGUCAACCCCAAGCAUUGCCUGUGGAGGGAGGCUCCAACGAAGUCACUGUGACCAACCUGGCUCCUUCCCGCAGAUACAAGUUCAACCUCUAUGGAGUCUCCGGGCGCAAACGCACCGGCCCCCUCUCCACUGAUGCCACCACAGCCCGCCUUAGAGACUCAGAGGAGGCAAUUCCUGUCCAACCCAGCCUGGGGGAGCUCUCAGUCCUUGAUGUCACAAGUGAUUCUGUCCGUCUCCAUUGGACCGUCCCCACCGGGAGCUUUGACUCCUUCCUGGUCCAGUACAAGGAUGCAGAUGGUCAACCCCAAGCAUUGCCUGUGGAGGGAGGCUCCAACGAAGUCACUGUGACCAACCUGGCUCCUUCCCGCAGAUACAAGUUCAACCUCUAUGGAGUCUCCGGGCGCAAACGCACCGGCCCCCUCUCCACUGAUGCCACCACAGACUCAGAGGAGGCAAUUCCUGUCCAACCCAGCCUGGGGGAGUUCUCAGUCCUUGAUGUCACAAGUGAUUCUGUCCGUCUCCAUUGGACCGUCCCCACCGGGAGCUUUGACUCCUUCCUGAUCCAGUACAAGGAUGCAGAUGGUCAACCCCAAGCAUUGCCUGUGGAGGGAGGCUCCAACGAAGUCACUGUGACCAACCUGGCUCCUUCCCGCAGAUACAAGUUCAACCUCUAUGGAGUCUCCGGGCGCAAACGCACCGGCCCCCUCUCCACUGAUGCCACCACAGCCCGCCUUACAGACUCAGAGGAGGCAAUUCCUGUCCAACCCAGCCUGGGGGAGCUCUCGGUCCUUGAUGUCACAAGCAAUUCUGUCCGUCUCCAUUGGACCGUCCCCACCGGGAGCUUUGACUCCUUCCUGGUCCAGUACAAGGAUGCAGAUGGUCAACCCCAAGCAUUGCCUGUGGAGGGAGGCUCCAAUGAAGUCACUGUGACCAAUCUGGCUCCUUCCCGCAGAUACAAGUUCAACCUCUAUGGAGUCUCCGGGCGCAAACGCACCGGCCCCCUCUCCACUGAUGCCACCACAGGUCAGCUUCAGGAAUCAAUAGACUCAGAGGAGGCAAUUCCUGUCCAACCCAGCCUGGGGGAGUUCUCAGUCCUUGAUGUCACAAGUGAUUCUGUCCGCCUCCAUUGGACCGUCCCCACCGGGAGCUUUGACUCCUUCCUGGUCCAGUACAAGGAUGCAGAUGGUCAACCCCAAGCAUUGCCUGUGGAGGGAGGCUCCAACGAAGUCACUGUGACCAACCUGGCUCCUUCCCGCAGAUACAAGUUCAACCUCUAUGGAGUCUCCGGGCGCAAACGCACCGGCCCCCUCUCCACUGAUGCCACCACAGGUCAGCUUCAGGAAUCAAUAGACUCAGAGGAGGCAAUUCCUGUCCAACCCAGCCUGGGGGAGUUCUCUGUCCUUGAUGUCACAAGCGAUUCUGUCCGCCUCCAUUGGACCGUCCCCACCGGGAGCUUUGACUCCUUCCUGGUCCAGUACAAGGAUGCAGAUGGUCAACCCCAAGCAUUGCCUGUGGAGGGAGGCUCCAACGAAGUCACUGUGACCAACCUGGCUCCUUCCCGCAGAUACAAGUUCAACCUCUAUGGAGUCUCCGGGCGCAAACGCACCGGCCCCCUCUCCACUGAUGCCACCACAGGUCAGCUUCAGGAAUCAAUACAGAAGAAAGAUUGUAAUGUUGAGAAGGAAGUGCCUGUCCAACCCAGCCUGGGGGAGCUCUCGGUCCUUGAUGUCACAAGCAAUUCUGUCCAUCUCCAUUGGACUGUCCCCACCGGGAGCUUUGACUCCUUCCUGGUCCAGUACAAGGAUGCAGAGGGCCAACCCCAAGCGUUGCCCGUGGAGGGAGGCUCCAAUGAAGUCACUGUGACCAACCUGGCUCCUUCCCGCAGAUACAAGUUCAACCUCUAUGGAGUCUCCGGGCGCAAACGCUCCGGCCCCCUCUCCACCAAUGCCACCACAGCUCACAUUACAGACUCAGAGGAGCCAAUUCCUGUCCAACCCAGCCUGGGGGAGUUCUCAAUCCUUGAUGUCACAAGCGAUUCUGUCCGUCUCCAUUGGACCGUCCCCACCGGGAGCUUUGACUCCUUCCUGGUCCAAUACAAGGAUGCAGAGGGCCAACCCCAAGCGUUGCCUGUGGAGGGAGGCUCCAAUGAAGUCACUGUGACCAGCCUGGCUCCUUCCCGCAGAUACAAGUUCAACCUCUAUGGAGUCUCCGGGCGCAAACGCUCCGGCCCCCUCUCCAUCGAUGCCACCACAGCCCGCCUUACAGACUCAGAGGAGGCAAUUCCUGUCCAACCCAGCCUGGGGGAGCUCUCAGUCCUUGAUAUCACAAGCAAUUCUGUCCGACUCCAUUGGACCGUCCCCACCGGGAGCUUUGACUCCUUCCUGGUCCAGUACAAGGAUGCAGAGGGCCAACCCCAAGUCUUGCCUGUGGAUGGAAGCUCUCAUGAAGUCACUGUGAGCAACCUGGCCCCCUCCCACCGAUAUAAGUUCAUCCUCUAUGGAGUCUCUGGGAGGAAGAAGACUAGUGUCCUCUCUGCUGAUGCCUUAACAGCCCCAUCUUCAGACCCAGAGGAGGCAGUUCCUGUCCAACCCAGCCUGGGGGAGUUCUCAGUCCUUGAUGUCACAAGCGAUUCUGUCCGCCUCCAUUGGACCGUCCCCACCGGGAGCUUUGACUCCUUCCUGGUCCAGUACAAGAAUGCAGAUGGUCAACCCCAAGCAUUGCCCCUGGAGGGAGGCUCCAAUGAAGUCACUGUGACCAACCUGGCUCCUUCCCGCAGAUACAAGUUCAACCUCUAUGGAGUCUCCGGGCGCAAACGGUCCAGCCCCCUCUCCACCGAUGCCACCACAGCCCCAUUAGCCACAAGACCACCAGUUCAGCCCAGCUUGGGAGAGCUUUCUGUUUCCAACAUCACCCAUAAUUCUGCCCUUCUCUCAUGGACCGUCCACACUGGGAACUUUGACUCUUUUGUGAUCCAGUACAAGAACGUGGAUGGCAAGCCCCAAGCCAUACCUGUGGAAGGGAGCUCUUAUGAAGUCAUCGUCCCCAGCCUGGUUCCUGCCCGCAGAUAUAAGUUUAACCUCUACGGAGUCUCCAGUCACAAGCGUUUUGGCCCAGUUUCUGUGGACGCCGUCACAGCACCAGGUCCACAGGACCCUGUGAUUCCUCCCAGCCUAGGAGAGCUCUCUGCUUCAGAGAUCACCAGCAAUUCUGUCCGUCUGUCCUGGAGCGUCCUCACGGGGCGCUUUGACUCUUUUGCAAUUCAGUACAAGGACGCCGAAGGCCAGGCCCAGGCAGUUCCGGUGGAGGGAGAUUUGCGUGAGAUCACCGUCCCCAACCUGGUUCCAUCCCGCAGAUACAAGUUCAACCUUUAUGGACUUUCCGGUCGCAAGCGCAUGGGCCCUAUUUCUACUGAUGCCGUCACAGCAACAGCGGACAAUGAGAAGCAACAAGGGGUGGGCCCGGAGGUCCCUGCUGCAACGAGCCCCCAGAUGGGCAUGCUCUCAGUCCUAGAGGUCACCGGUAAUUCAGCCCGGCUGUCGUGGAGUGUCCCAGUGGGAAGCUUUGAUUCUUUCUCAGUCCAGUACAAAGAUGUCGAGGGAAGACCACAGGCGUAUCCUUUAAGAGGAGAGUCCCGGGAGGUCACCAUUUCCAAUCUAUCACCUUCCCACAAAUACAAGUUCAAUCUUUAUGGUAUCUCUGGGAAACAGCGACUCGGACCAAUCUCUGCCCAAGCGGUGACAACAGCUGCAGAAACAUCUGGACAGGUUGACAAAAAGGAACAAGCGGAGGAAACUACAGCCAAGAGCAUUCAGCCCAGCCUUGGAGAUGUCGCUAUCUCUGAGGUCACCCCUAAUUCCCUUCUCCUCUCCUGGAGCAUCCAGGAAGGAAGCUUUGACUCUUUCAUCAUCCAGUACAAGGACGCUGCAGGCAACCCACAGACAGUACCUGUUGACGGAGCCAUGCGCUCCCUCCAUCUCUACAACCUCACACCUGCACAGACAUAUCAGUUUGACAUAUUUGGAGUUUCUGGCUACAAGCACCUUGGGCCUCUCUCAGUUCACACCAUGACAGAAGUAUCUGAAGAAGUGACCGUUUGGCCCCAGCUAGGAAACCUCUCUGUCUCUCAGGUUACUAACAACUCAGUGGCUUUGUUCUGGACCCUGGCUGCUGGACAUUUUGAUUCUUUCUUGCUCCAGUACAAGGACUCAGAGGGCAGGCCCCAAGUGCUGUCCUUGAACGGCACGUCACGCAACAUCAUCAUCCCCAACCUGGCUCCUUCUCACAGAUACAAGUUUAACCUUUACGGCCUGAGUGGGCGCAAACGCCUCGGUCCCAUUUCUACCACUGCCGUCACAGGCCAAGGCACCCAACCGCUGAAGCUUGGAACACUGUCAGCUCAUAACAUCACAUCGCAAUCCCUUCUGCUGUCCUGGACUGUGGAAUCUGGGAAUUUUGACUCCUUUAUUAUCCAGUACCGGGACGCGGGGGGCAAAUCCCACGCGCUGCCUGUAGAUGGCAGCUUGCGUUUGCUGCGGUUCCACGACUUGGUCCCUUCACACCGAUACAAGUUCAACCUUUAUGGGGUCUCCCGUCGCAAGCGUCUUGGGCCCAUAUCUGUGGAGGCUGUCACAGUCCCAAAACCUUCUGGGCUGCAAGUUGCUCCUCAACCCAGUUUGGGGAAGCUCUCAGCUUCCAACGUCACCGGCACAUCUCUUCGUCUGACCUGGAGGGUCUUGACUGGCAAAUUUGAAUCCUUCAGCAUCGAGUACAGAGACGCAGAGGGCAAUCCCCAGGGGCUGUCCGUAGAUAGCAAUGCCCGGGACAUUGUCAUUUCCAACUUGGUGCCCUCCCACAGAUAUAAGUUCAACCUCUAUGGCAUCUCUCAGCAGAAACGGUUAGGUCCGGUUUCUACGGAAGCAGUCACAGUCCGAGGGAAGGACUCAGAGACAAAACCCAAGCUGGGUGAUCUCGCCAUCUCCGGAGUCACCAACGAUUCUGUCCGCCUUUCGUGGACGAUCUCGUCUGGGAAAUUUGACUCUUUCCUCGUCCAAUACAAAGAUGCCCAAGGGAAGCCUCAAACUGUGCCUGUCGGUGUGGACUCCCAGACAGUUUUCAUCUCUAACCUAAUACCUUCCCACAAAUAUAAGUUCAGCCUCUACGGUCUCUCUGGGAAAAAGCAGUUUGGACCCGUCUCUAUCGAUGCUGUCACAGCAGCUUUCUCAGAAAGCACCAGCAGUCCAGCUCCCUCGCUCGAUCACCUUGUUGUCUCUGAAGUGACGUCCAUGACGCUGCAGCUCACCUGGGAUGUUCCUGAGGGAGAGUUUGAUUCCUUCCGAGUUCAAUGGAAGGACUCCUUGGGAGGUGGCCAAAGGCCCGCCCAGGCCAAAGAAAUUAAAGUGCCUGGGGAUGAGCGCUCCGUCACUCUGCAGGGACUUGCACCCAGUACUGAAUACAGCCUUACCGUCUAUGGCAUCAAGGAUGAGUCAGAAGUGGCCGAUAUCCACACAGGAGCCAGGACAAGCGGACUAGAGCUGGAUGGUCCCCAGGACUUGCGGUUCAGUGACAUUCAUGAGACCUCUGUGGUGGCCAACUGGAGACCCCCAUCCUCUCGCAUUGAUGGCUACAAAGUUUCUUUCCAGCCCUCGGAUGGGGGAGAGCCCAGAAGCAUUCCAGUGGAUGGAUCGAAACUCAGGACAAUCAUCGAGGGUCUGACUCCUGGGGCCAGCUAUGAGGUUGCUGUGAUGUCUAUCCGUGGGUUUGAAGAGAGUGAGCCGUUGGUGGGUUAUGUCACCACAGUGCCAGAUGGUCCUUCUGAUUUGCGUGCUGUCAAUGUGACCGAUACUUCUGCCGUGCUGACGUGGCGUCCUGCCGUGGCUGAGAUGAACAACUACAUUGUCACUUACGGGCCUAUCACUGGCCCACAGGUCUCCGAAUCAGUACCAGGAAAUCGUGUCCAGCUGCAGCUGACGGAGCUGCAUCGGGGCAUGGAAUAUUGGGCUAAUGUCUAUGGGGAAAAGGAAGGAAACCGGAGUUCUCCAAUCAGUGCAACUUUCACAACUGGAGCAGAUGGGCCCCGGGAUCUUCAUGCUACAGAAAUUUCACCCCGCAGUGUGCAUCUCACCUGGUCACCCCCUCGUGCCUCAUCUGAGGGGUAUCUGUUGAGUUAUGAAACCCCCGAUGGACAAUCAAAGGAGGUCCCUCUGGAUGCUUCCGUCACCUUGUAUGAACUUCAAGAUCUCAUUCCUUCAAGCCGGUACCAGGUCCAAGUCCAGGCAGUGAGGAGAGGCACACCAACAGCUCCCAUCUCCACGUCCUUCACCACUGGGCAUCUGACAUACCCCUUCCCUCGGGACUGCUCGGAAGAAAUCCAGAACGGGCCAGGACCCUCACGAGUAACAACCAUUUAUCUAGGGGGCAACCGGGAACGUCCCUUGUGGGUGUUCUGUGACAUGGAGACAGAUGGGGGAGGCUGGAUUGUCUUCCAACGUCGGAUGAACGGUGAGACGGAUUUCUGGCGGGAUUGGCGGGAUUAUGCUCAAGGCUUUGGCAACCUCACCCGGGAAUUUUGGCUAGGGAAUGAUGCUCUGCACCAGCUGACAUCUUCAGGGGACUACGAGCUACGCGUGGAUCUCCGUGCUGGGAAUGAGUCGGUCUAUGCCACCUAUCAGAGCUUCCGCGUGGAUCCUCCAGCUGAUUAUUACCGCCUGCAUCUGGGCAGUUACCAUGGCACAGCUGGCGAUGCCUUCAGCUACCACUCAGGAAGUGUUUUCUCCACUCGGGACCGGGACCCGAAUCGGGUCAUCAUCCCCUGCGCCAUCUCUUACCGUGGGGCGUGGUGGUAUCGCAACUGCCACUACGCCAACCUCAAUGGGCUCUACUUUAACAACCGUGAUCACCAGGGUGUCAACUGGUUUAACUGGAAAGGAUUUGAGUUUGCCAUUCCUUUCACUGAGAUGAAACUGCGGCCCAGCGCCUUCCACCCUCGGCAGCGGUCCUGAGCAGGAGGGUCCAGGUGCCGACGCAGGAUGGACCAUAAGGCAGAGAGAGCAAUGGAGGAAAAGCAGCAGCAACAGCAGAAAAUCCCAACAACAGCCCCUUUGCAACAGGAUACCUCACACCUGGCCUUUAUUCUGCUUUUCUGGCCCACCCUGAGAAAAAGAAGAAUGGAUCAAAACCAAGAAAAGCACUUUGUAUUAUAAUCUCACUGUCCGGUUGUUGAGACUUGAGACAUCCGCGUAAGUCAAAAGGAAGAGAUAGCUCAGAAACAGAGUUUAAGAGGAUGGAAGCAAUUAAUCUGAAUGAUAGUUGAUUUUGGGGGAGAGCUUUAAAGAGAGCAAAGAGGGCAGGCUGGAGAGCAGAGCUUCGGCCCCCGAGACCUGGUUCCCUUCACUCCACUUAGUUCUGUGUCUGGGAUCAGUGAGUUUGCAGCAUCCCAAGGCCAGAUUCUGACCCAGAGUCUCUACGUCUUGACCCCUUUUGCUCCACAUCAGCUCACCAGCUAAAGAUUUUUCUCUUCCCUCUUCAACCUUACUCUGAAUCCAGACCUCUUUUUCUUCUUCCUGCAAAUACUAUUCAAAAUGGAGCUAAAGUCAUAGGUAGUUGGUGAAUGCAGCUUAACAUAAAAGCACUUUUAAUGUUUUGUUCUUUAAUUCCUUUCACCCCCUGUGGAAGCCUUGUGAACUUAAGCCACAGACCGUUCUCCCCACCAUCAGCUUUUUGACUCUUGUUGAAGUAAUCUGAGAGAGAUCACUAAAACCCAGAGGUAGGGGACAAAUUGAAAAAGAUUGCAGAGUGGAAAAAAGAACUGAAGAAAAUGGGAAAGAGCUCGGAUUCAUUCUUGUCCUCGCAAUAAUAAUACCCCCAAAGUCAAUUUAAUGCAGUCAAAGGUACAAUAAUUCUCGCAAUAAUAAUACCCCCAAAGUCAAUUUAAUGCAGUCAAAGGUACAAUAAUUCUCUUUCUAUUUAUAGCAAGAUAGGCCAGUUGUUAUGUUCUGUGGACUCCCUCUCUUUUCCUUAUACUGUACCAGAUUUUGGGGAUCAAAUCAGGAUUAUUUCUCACUUAAAUUCUGAGCUUGUGUUUUUAAAUGUUUUCAGGAAAUUCCUGUGCCUAGAAACCUAGCAUUUUAUGGAUGGCUAGGCUAAAUUCCUUCUUCCUUGCUCUCCAGUUUUUCUAAGUGUAGUGGAUUUGUUUAAACAGUAUGGACCAAAUCCAUGUUGACACUUUCCAGAAAAAAGAGUAUUUUCCUGCCUCUUAGCAGUACAUAAAGCCUUGUGGUUGGGCACUCACUAUAUAGGGAAUAAUUGUAUUGUGAGCUCUAUAAUUGUAAGGUAUUUGCUAUCCCAGUGUUUCUUAAACCGGGGGCAGUUAUCUCCAAGGGGGUAAUUUGGGUAAAUCCUGGGGGCAAUGGAGCAAUUGGUAAUUGCCGUUUGUGAGCUGAGGGUCCAGUUUGGGAAUGCUACUGCUGAGACACUUGUGUAAAAUAACAGAGUCAGUUGUUUUGUGAGGAUAAUGACAUUAUUUGAGACCACAAAAAGAGUCAUUUGGGUCAAACAGUUUAAGAACCACUGUGCUAUCCUGUUCCUCCCCUAACCUGGUGUCUUUAUGGGUUAGACUAAGUCCAUCCAGAAUUAUGGGAAAUACAGCAGAUAUAGCUGGAGUUUGAGAAAGACUGAGGUGUAUGUCAGGAUUAGCCAGAGUUUUCAUACAAAAUCAGAGAGAGGAAAAUGCAAUCCAUACGUGGGAAUGGCCUCCCAAUUGAUCUGUUUUCUGAGCCAAGCUGGGACCAAACAUUCUGUGUCCACUUUUUGAAUCCAUCUCUUUAGUGGACCAGACAGACUUCCUUUGAACGAUCCAAAGAGAUCAAAAUGUUGUAUUACGAUCAUACUUUUUAAUGAUCAAUUUACUAAUAAAUUAGUACAAACAACCGGCUGAAUGAAAGGCAGAAUUCCCAGAUUUGUUUAAAGGUCAAUCGCCAAUAGUCCUGAUUGUAACCAGAGAGUGGUAGGAUUAUAAAUUGUAAAGUGGGACAGGGAGAGAUGCUUAAUAAAAUCCUAACGUCCUAUCUCCUAAUUUUCCCUUUCUCAAAUAGUUUUAGCUAAUUUUAUCUCCCUGCAGUCUUCUCAAACUAGUAAUUAUAUCACUGAGCGUUCUUUUUCUUCACUGGAAAUGUGGAAUGUGGAGAUAAUACCACCACCACCAUCUGAUCUUGAAGCACAAUUGAAGAUUAGAGUUCUGGGGCCUGUCUUCAAGACAGAAAUUCAAGCCUGAUCCCAGUGCAGAAAACCUGGGAGAAGACCAGGAUCUGAAGGGACACAGAGGAGAACUUGACCAGUGACCCCAGCAAGACCUUGAAUCUGUCCAUCAUUUUCCACAUGGCUCAUCCAGCACCUUUCUGGGCUAACACUAGUGACUUGGGCAAAUGCUGUUGUUUGAACUGAGUAAAGAUGAGGCAAACAGACUUGCAUAUUUGGCUCAACACAACGUGGGAACAAAGUUGUGCCUCUUUGGGACUUCCAUGGCCUUUGAUUGCUGCAUCUCUCUUCAGCCGCUUGAUAUCAGAAGCAGGAGGUGGAAGAGUCCACAAGAAGAGAUUUUUUUUCUUCUUCUUCUUAGGGGGCAUCAAGGGCACAUUGCACCCAGCAGGUGUCUUUACGACUUGAGGGAGGGCAGGAUAUUUGCACAAAUUGGGUGGGAGGGAAAGGCAAGCUGUAAAGUAUUGUUUCUUUAUAAGGGAGUGGAAUAAAACUCUUCUAUAAGAAGUGCUUGGAAAAAAGUUAUUUUUAGAUCAUGGUGAAAAAAAAAUGUUUAAAAUAAAAAUCAAAUAUUUUUUAAAAACAGAGA